Quercus lobata is the source of this 594-nucleotide messenger RNA. RefSeq lists its product as uncharacterized. The transcript is spliced from 2 exons. The coding region runs from base 1 to 594 and encodes 197 amino acids. NCBI's taxonomy places the organism in Eukaryota, Viridiplantae, Streptophyta, Magnoliopsida, Fagales, Fagaceae. The record is from RefSeq and is a predicted model, not a curated record.
AUGGAAGACACUGUGAAGAAAAUCAAGAUCGACGAGCCAAUCACUCCUACCAAGAAGAUCAAGACCGUCAAGCCAAUCACUCUUGCCAAAAACAUUGUUUAUAUCCCUAUUAAGUCUGUUUCUACAAGUAUUAUUGUUCCUGUUAAGUCUAUUUGUGAUCAUAGUCCUAUAGAGUCUGUUUCUAUUAAGUCUAUUGAGAACUCUUUUCCUUAUAAUAUGAUUUCUGAUUCUGCUUAUUUGUUGGCUUUGAAUGUUUUCAUUUCAAAAAUUGAUAAAGAUGGCUCCAGAAGAUAUGGAGAAAACCUCCUUCAUUACUUCAUGGGGGAAGUACUGCUACAAGGUUAUGACAUUUGCCUUAAGAAUGCUGGUGCUACUUACCAAUGUGUAGUUACUAUUCUGUUGCAUGAUUUAAUACACAAAGAAGUAGAAGUUUAUGUUGAUGACAUGAUAGUGAAGUCUAAAGACCGUGAAAGGCACAUAUCAGUUUUACGGAAGUUAUUUGAAAGAAUCCAAUUCUAUAAGUUGCAAUUGAAUCCAAAGAAGUGCACUUUUGGUGUAACAUUCGAAAAGCUGUUGGGAUUUAUGGUAAGUUAG